UGCAGCCUCGGGUCUGUGGACGGGGCCCCAGCUGCAUUGGCAUAUCAAUUGCCUCGAGUUGCUAGCAGUACGUCUUGCACUGGGCCGCUUCCAGGAGCUGUUGACAGACAAGCACGUACUGGUCCGCUCGGACAGCACUGCGGCCGUUGCGUACAUCAACCAUCAGGGUGGUCUACGCUCCCGCCGUAUGUCGCAACUCGCCCGCCAUCUCUUGCUAUGGAGUCAGAAGCAUCUGAGGUCGCUUCGUGCCAUUCACGUCCCAGGCGUGCUCAACCGUGCAGCCGACGAGCUCUCACGGCAGCCUCCGCUUCCGGGCGAAUGGCGGCUCCAUCCCCAGGUGGUCCAGCUGAUCUGGCAGCGCUUCGGCGAGGCACAGAUAGAUCUGUUCGCCUCCCCGGAGACUGCCCACUGCCAGUUGUUCUAUUCCCUGACCGGCGGCACGCUCGGCACGGAUGCCCUGGCAAUCAGCUGGCCCUGGGGCCUACGCAAAUAUGCGUUUCCCCCAGUGAGCCUUCUCGCACAGCUCCUGUGCAAAGUCAGGGAGGACGAGGAGCAGGUCUUGUUAGUGGCUCCAUACUGGCCCACUCGGACCUGGUUCUCGGACCUCACACUCCUCGCGACAGCACCUCCCUGGCCCAUUCCUCUGAGGAAGGACCUCCUGACUCAGAGACGGGGCACCCUCUGGCACCCGCGUCCCGACCUGUGGAAACUCCAUGUGUGGUCCCUGGACGGGACGCGGAGGUUCUGAGUGAUCUCCCGCAAGCGGUCGCAGACACCAUCACUUCCGCUAGAGCUCCUUCUAUGAGGAACCUCUAUGCGCUGAAGUGGAACCUAUUCGUCGAAUGGUGUUCCUCUCAAUCAGAGCGAGAGGACCCCCGAUCAUGUUCGGUCAGAACCGUGCUUUCCUUUCUGCAAGAGGGCCUGGAGCGAAGGCUGUCUCCCUCCACCCUCAAGGUGUAUGUUGCCGCUAUCGCCGCACAUCACUAUGCAGUUGAUGGUAAAUCGCUAGGGAAGCACGAUCUGAUCGUCAGGUUCUUGAGGGGGGCGAGGAGACUGAAUCCUCCCCGGCCCCCCUCUGUACCCUCUUGGGAUCUGACCCUGGUUCUUACAUCUCUCCGGGGUCGUCCCUUCGAGCCUUUGCAAUCAGUCGAGUUAAAAGUACUGGCUCUCUAGCGAUAUCCCAAUUCGUCGGUCACUACUGACGUACGUCUCCGUUCCCUCCUUCAGGGAACGAGGGUUACAUACGUAACCGAGACG
Molecule: messenger RNA, 1257 nt
Organism: Ctenopharyngodon idella (grass carp)
Lineage: Eukaryota; Metazoa; Chordata; Actinopteri; Cypriniformes; Xenocyprididae
Exons: 2
Coding region: 217-1173 (318 amino acids)
Source: RefSeq, a predicted model, not a curated record